AGUCAUCAUGGCAGACGAAGCGGAUAUGCGCAAUGAGCUGGCCGACCUCCAGACACGCGCGGACCAGAUAGCUGAUGAGUCUCUGGAGAGCACUCGGCGUAUGCUGGCUCUGGUUGAGGAGAGUAAAGAUGCCGGCAUCAGGACUCUGGUCAUGCUGGAUGAGCAGGGAGAACAACUGGAGCGCAUCGAGGAGGGGAUGGACCAAAUCAAUAAGGACAUGAAGGAUGCAGAAAAGAAUUUGAACAAUCUAGGACAGUUCUGUGGUCUAUGUUCAUGUCCCUGUAACAAGAUUAAGGGCGGGGGCCAGGCCUGGGGAGCCAACCAGGAUGGAGUGGUGAACAGCCAGCCGGGGGCUCGAGUGGUGGACGAGCGCGAACAGAUGGCCAUCAGUGGGGGCUUCAUCCGCAGGUAA
Stegastes partitus (bicolor damselfish) is the source of this 412-nucleotide messenger RNA. Its product is annotated as synaptosomal-associated protein 25-B-like. The record is from RefSeq and is a predicted model, not a curated record. Bases 8 to 412 code for a protein of 134 amino acids. Gene Ontology annotation, biological process: synaptic vesicle fusion to presynaptic active zone membrane; synaptic vesicle priming; exocytosis. The transcript is spliced from 5 exons. Gene Ontology annotation, cellular component: plasma membrane; synaptobrevin 2-SNAP-25-syntaxin-1a-complexin I complex. NCBI's taxonomy places the organism in Eukaryota, Metazoa, Chordata, Actinopteri, Pomacentridae. Gene Ontology annotation, molecular function: voltage-gated potassium channel activity; syntaxin-1 binding; SNAP receptor activity.